Molecule: messenger RNA, 3016 nt
Organism: Pseudonaja textilis
Lineage: Eukaryota; Metazoa; Chordata; Lepidosauria; Squamata; Elapidae
Gene: PRSS23
Product: serine protease 23
Biological process (GO): proteolysis
Molecular function (GO): serine-type endopeptidase activity
Source: RefSeq, a predicted model, not a curated record
CCUCCUCCUCGCCUUGGCAAGCGGAGCUCAGCCCGGAGCUCGCAGAAGGAGCGCGGCGGGGCUCUCAGCUCGCACCUCCGAGGAUCCCCUUCCCCUCGUACCUUCCUCCUCUCUCUCCGGGGCUGCCCUCCCUCCCUCCCUCCCGCCCAGGGGGAAAAGAAAUAAGAGAAAAAAAGAGGUCCACCCGCGGGAGAAAAGCGCUCGCCCAUCCCCGCGGACUCCCUCCCGCGUGGGGAAGACACCCCCAUACCCCCCAAAAGCUCUGAUUUUAUGAAAAAAGAUUGAUUUAAAGCUUUAUUUUUUGAGGAGGAGGAGGAGGCGGGGACGGGAUCAUCAGUGCGAGGAAACCUGCGAGGGGAUGGGCUGUCGGUGCCCACCUGCCUGAUCGUUGGGAUCAUCACUUUUCAACCCAGAGCGAACUUUUGCUUUCGGGAGCCCGGAAAACUUUCGGCGCCCUUAAAAACUGCGGCAGAGAUCCUUGCUCACCAUGGUGGCACUGCCAGGCUUUCUCCUGCUCCUAUGGAUUGUAAAAGGAGUUGUGCCCUCACAUCCUCAUGGGAAGCCAACUUGGCCAACCUACAAGGUGCCCGUCGUUCUACCCCAGUUAACCAUCCCUUUGGACAAACCCAACUUUGACUCAGAAGCCCAGCUGGAAGUGGUCUCCCCGUGUGGCCCAGCUUGCCACAAACGUUUCCCGCCCCCCACGUAUGAAGAAGUGAAAGAUUAUUUGUCCUACGAGACGUUGUACUCCAAUGGAUCCCGCACCGAGACUGAGGUGGGCAUCUACAUUGUUAGCAGGACCAACACAGGGGGACAGAGCCGAUCGCGGACAAAGAGACAAAUCUACGGCUACGACACCAGGUUUAGUAUUUUUGGCAAGGACUUCUUGCUGAACUACCCGUUUUCUACUUCCGUGAAGUUGUCCACGGGAUGCACCGGAACGUUAGUGGCUGAAAAACACGUCUUGACGGCUGCUCAUUGCAUCCAUGAUGGGAAGAGUUACGUCAAGGGAGCCAAGAAGCUACGGGUUGGGUUCCUGAGACCCAAGCCGAAAGAUAGCGUCAAAAGGACCAAUCACAGUAGCGCCCUUGAGCCCGAGAAAAUGAAGUUCCAGUGGAUUCGGGUGAAACGGACACACGUUCCUAAAGGAUGGAUCAAAGGGAAUGCCAACGACAUUGGCAUGGAUUAUGACUAUGCCCUGCUGGAGCUGAAGAAACCCCAUAAGCGAAAGUUCAUGAAGAUUGGAGUGAGCCCAACAGCACGUCAGCUGCCCAAAGGAAGGAUUCAUUUCUCGGGCUAUGACAAUGAUCGGCCUGGAAACUUGGUUUACCGCUUCUGUGAUGUCAAAGAUGAAACGUACGAUCUCUUGUAUCAGCAGUGCGAUGCCCAGCCAGGGGCCAGCGGUUCCGGAGUCUACGUGAGGAUGUGGAAGAGACAGAAUCACAAAUGGGAGCGUAAAAUUAUAGGGAUAUUCUCAGGGCACCAGUGGGUGGACACCAAUGGAUCCUCCCAGGAGUACAACGUGGCCGUUCGCAUCACUCCCCUCAAAUACGCACAGAUUUGUUUCUGGAUCACGGGGAAUUACCAACAGUGUAGAGAUGGAUAGAACCAAUUGAGGUCCUAGAGCGGCUUGCUGGGGAGGGGUAGGGAAAGGGAGAGGCAUGGUGGAAAGCAUACGCCUAACAGCUCUGUGGGCACAGUUCCGUUUUUAGAAAUGCCAGGGUGCAAGGAGUUGACUGGGAGUGUAACCAGAUUAGUGUUUGGCAAUAAGGCACAGUCUCCGCGCCAUGACACAGAUCCUGGACUUUUCCUCAGUUUUCGCCUUAGGAUAAGCAAUAGCGGAGGUAAAGGGGACGGGGCUGAAGCAAAGUAUCUGCAUCCCCCCUUUUUGCACCCUCUUUUAGGAUGGGCCAUUGUUCACCAACGGGGAUAUUGAUUGGCUGACUCUUCCAUCAUUCUGUAGUGCAGGAUUGGCUAGCUCUGAUAGGAAGGCAACUAGAGAGAGACACGGGCAUCCGUUUUUAAAUCCAGUGAUGCCAAAAUAGCAAAUAGAGGAUUGUGACAUCACAAGGCAAGCUCUGCACUUCUGGAUGUGUCUUGUAUCAUCAGUUAUUAUUAGUAUAUAAGGAGACUAUUAAUUUACUUUGGGAUGUCGUGAUACACUUUUCACCAUUCCCUUUUCCUUAGAGAUUUUCCACGGUGGUGCUUCUCCUUCUCUUCCUCCUCCUCUUCUUCCUCCUCUUCCUCCUCCUCCUCUUCUCACCAUUUCUCCUUCCUGUCUGGUUGGUGAUUUCCCACAGUCCUCCUCUCCCUCCCCUCCCUCUCCUCCUCCUCCAUUCUUCAAUUCCCAAUAAGAACCAACAAGACAUAGAAAUGGGAUGCCAAAAGUACUUGAAAAGCAAAAGACAAGAGGAACUUAAGCUGGUAUUCUUCUAAAAGAAGUGGCCAACAAAAUGCGAAUCUUUGUCCAAAUUGAGUGAACCCUGAACACAUAUUUUAAGGUAGAAUGCCAUUACUUUCUCUGCUUUCUUUUUUAAGGGCCUAUCAAAAUUUGAGAUCUGGAUGUGCAGUAGCUUUCUCCAAGGGUCAUGCUAGCCAUAAGUCUGGUAUGGUAUUGAAACACAUAUUUGAUUACGUGACCAUGGGAAUGCUGCAAUAGUUGUAAGCAUAAAAAAUGGUCAUAAGUCACUUUUUUCAGUGCCAUUGUAACUUCAACCAGUCACUAAAUGAACUGUUGUAAGUCAAGGACUGCCUGUACUGCAUUAGAAUGGAACAGUUUAAUACCCACAGUACUCCUCUCUGUAUUUCAUGAAAUCUUUUUCCUUUAUUUCUAAGCAUUUAGAAAUGUAUUGAGCUGUUCCCUGAAGUCCUCCUGCUUUGAAAGGUGUCAUGGAAGGUCGAAGACCACUUGGCCAACACAGGAGCUUGUAAAUAUUUAUAAACCUUGGCUAGAAAUGGAAACAUGCAUUGUAAUUCUACUUAUUUUGUAAGGAUGUUCAAAUACAGCAUGUGUUUA